Molecule: messenger RNA, 3611 nt
Organism: Mugil cephalus (flathead mullet)
Lineage: Eukaryota; Metazoa; Chordata; Actinopteri; Mugiliformes; Mugilidae
Product: cadherin-2-like
Exons: 19
Coding region: 155-2836 (893 amino acids)
Biological process (GO): homophilic cell-cell adhesion
Cellular component (GO): desmosome; plasma membrane
Molecular function (GO): calcium ion binding
Source: RefSeq, a predicted model, not a curated record
AGGCGAUGGUAAUAUUCAGUACUUCCUGAAAGGCAUUGGCGCAGAUAGGUAUCCAUUCCAUGUGUUUACAAUUAAUUUUGAAACUGGACACAUUUUUGUGACCAAAAAGCUCGAUAGGGAGUUCAUCGAUUCGUACAAUCUGAAGGGUGUUGCAAUGUUCACUGACGGCACAAUGGCCGAGGACAUGGUCCUCAUUCGGUUCAAGGUUGUAGAUAAGAACGACAACAGUCCAGUGUUUGGAAAGAUCCAGUCUGGGAGGGUGCCUGAGCUCAGUCCUCCAGGAACCUCAGUUAUGAAAGUCGUGGCAACGGAUGAUGAUGAACCUGGAAAUAUCAAUUCUAUAAUUGCCUAUAGCCUCAUAAGUCAGAAUCCACCUGAUGACAUGUUUUACAUGAACAGAGAUGGAACCAUCUACGUCAAAAAGCCUUUGCUGGAUAGAGAGAAUCAAAGCCAGUACAUUCUGACAGUUAGAGGUCAAGACUUAAAUGGCCAACCAGGGGGAAACAGUGGAACCGGCACCGUUACCAUUAAUGUCCUAGGUGUGAAUGACAUGUUUCCCACUCUGGAAAAAGAGGAGGUGGUUGCUAUGGCGGGAGCUAGCACUGGAGGCAGUCUGGUGGGAAGAAAAACAAAAUGGAUUCCUCCGGCAAAAAAAAUUUAUGAAAAUGAAGAACCUCCUGCAAGCCACGUUGCUUAUAUUCAUUCAGAUAAGGAUUCAGGCAGUGGUAAUGUUCAGUACUCCCUGAAAGGCGUUGGCGCAGAUAGGUAUCCAUUCCAUGUGUUUACAAUUAACUCUGAAACUGGACACAUUUUUCUGACCAAAAAGCUUGAUAGGGAGUUCAUCGAUUCGUACAACCUGACGGGUGUUGCAACGUUCACUGAUGGCACAGAGGCUGAGGAAAAUGUCAUCAUUCGGUUCAAGGUUGUAGAUGAGAACGACAACAGUCCAGUGUUUGGAAAGAUCCAGUCCGGGAGGGUGCCUGAGCUCAGUCCUCCAGGAACUUCGGUUAUGAAAGUCGUGGCAACGGAUGAUGAUGAACCUGGCAAUAACAAUUCUAUAAUUGCCUAUAGUCUCAUAAGUCAGAAUCCACCUGAUGACAUGUUUUACAUGGACAGAAAUGGAACCAUCUACGUCAAAAAGCCUUUGCUGGAUAGAGAGAAUCAAAGCCAGUACAUUCUGACAGUUAGAGGUCAAGACUUAAAUGGCCAACCAGGGGGAAACAGUGGAACCGGCACCGUUACCAUUAAUGUCCUAGGUGUGAAUGACACGCUUCCCACUCUGGAAAAAGAGGAGCUCCAGGUGGUUGCUGUGGCGGAAGCUAGCACUGGAGACAGUCUGGUGGGAAGAAAAACAAAAUGGAUUCCUCCGGCAAAAAAAGUGAAUGAAAAUGAAGAACCUCCUACAUACCACGUUGCUUAUAUUCAAUCAGAUGAGGAUAACGGCGAUGGUAAUGUUCAGUUCUUCCUGAGAGGCGCUGGCGCAGAUAGGUAUCCAUUCCAUGUGUUUAUAAUUAACUCUGGUACUGGAAGCAUUCAUCUGACCAGAAAGCUUGAUAGGGAGUUCAUCGAUUCGUACAACCUGACGGCGGGUGCAAUGUUCACUGAUGGCACAGAGGCCGAGGACAUGGUCCACAUUCGGUUCAAGGUUGUAGAUAAGAACGACAACAGUCCAGUGUUUGGAAAGAUCCAGUCCGGGAGGGUGCCUGAGCUCAGUCCUCCAGGAACCUCAGUUAUGAAAGUCGUGGCAACGGAUGAUGAUGAACCUGGAAAUAUCAAUUCUAUAAUUGCCUAUAGCCUCAUAAGUCAGAAUCCACCUGAUGACAUGUUUUACAUGGACAGAGAUGGAACCAUCUACGUCAAAAAGCCUUUGCUGGAUAGAGAGAAUCAAAGCCAGUACAUUCUGACAGUUAGAGGUCAAGACUUAAAUGGCCAACCAGGGGGAAACAGUGGAACCGGCACCGUUACCAUUAAUGUCCUAGGUGUGAAUGAUACGUUUCCCACUCUGGAAAAAGAGGAGUAUGAUGGAAGCACUGAGGAGAAUGAAAAUGGUGUGGAGGAAAUGAGCAUCAAAGCAGAGGAGCAGAGGAAAGUCACCAACCACCUGAACGUGUAUGAGUCUUAUAUUUCCCAACGUUAUUGGUGCUUUAGCCCAGGCACCUCAAAACGUUUCAAGCUCAAGAAGCCGAGUUUUAAUCCCAGCAUUAAAACUAUUCCCCUCUCAGAGGAACCCAACACCAUCAACGUUAACGACACUAUUGGCCGCUACACUGCAGUAAAUGGAUACGCAGGACUACCAGCUGGAAAUGUCAUGUAUGCCAUUGGCUCAGACCCUGACGACUGGAUAACUAUUGAUCCGGUGUCAGGUGACAUCAAACUGAAAAAGAUACCUGACAGAGAAUCUCCAGCCGUGAUCAAUGGGACAUAUUACGCUACGAUUCUCUGCAUUACUCAUGAGUUUCCGGGGAAAAUUCCCACAGGCACCGUGGCCAUCCAGGUGGAAGACUUCAAUGACAACUGCCCAGUCCUGACCAGUAACAUGCAGAAUAUGUGUGCCACGGAUAAAUCUAUUAUUGUGAGUGCGUAUGAUGAGGACGCGCACCCUCAUGGACCACCCUUCCACUUUUCUAUUGUCCAAGAAGGCACUGAAGGAAAAUGGCAAGUGCAGCAUCUCAAUGACACUGCCAUUCGACUGUUGACCGAGGAGCCCAUUUUUCCUGGUUUCUACACAGUGGAGUUUUUGGUGAAGGACAUGCAGGGCAAGGCCUGUCCAGAACCUCAGAAAGUCAUGGUCCAAGUUUAUAACUGUGAGACUGAAGGAGUGUUUAAAAAAAGCUGAGACGAUAACCUUGGAGUGGAGGUGUAUUCGACUAUGAUGGCCAUGGACUCCCCUGGUGGCUUGGUGGGCUGCUGCAGCCUUCUCAUCUACAAUUCCUCAAUGAUCUCGGACUGAUGAUGCAAUAGUCGCAACUCCAACAAGAAAAUGUAAAAUAAAUAGACCUGAGUCAAUAAUAAAAUAACCAAGCAAACACAAGCAUUUUACAGUUAUGCACUGUCUCUCUGUGCGGUACGCCAAUGAGAAAGAAAAACAUUAGAAAUACUGUACGCUAAAAUGGAAAAAUCUAAUCUCUUGUUUGGAGGAGAGAGCAGGGGAUGUCUAGGGUCUAGUUUGUCAGGAACUCAAACUGUCAUUUCAGAUCAAUCAGCACAUACUUUGGAACUGAACAUAAUCCUCUCAUAAUCCACCCCCACACCACACACAGUAUACAUUUCAUGAAUACAAAAAUGCUCACAUAUGUCUAAUGUCUUUUCCUUUGCAUUCACGCAAGUGUACUUUUAAAUAUUGUGCUAUUAAGUUUGGAGUCACCUGUGCUUAAAUCUUAAAUGCUGCAAUACUUUGUUAUCAUCUCUGUAACUGUUUGAUAAUCGUGUUGUUGUAAUUCACUAGAGAUCAAGGUGCAUUUUUUUUUUUUAUUAUUCUCAAGAGUGUGAUUCAUUCCUCCUUUCAUGUGUUUAUGUGUUUGUCUGGGUAGUUAGCACAUGUACUGUAUGUCGCCGAUGUACUGAUGUGCAGAAAAUGGGAAAACUAAUAAAGUUGGCAAGAAAAAUCGUUA